UGUGUGUGUGUGUGUGCACGUGUGCGUGCGUGAGAGCACCCCAGAGGUGUCCGGUUUAACACCUUGUUGUGCCUGCCUGUCCCAUGCUACUACCGAGGCCGGACCGAGUUUGACCCAUAAAUCUUCGACCAACCAAGCCGUUGCGGACGAAAGGAAGCCACUGACUGCACCGCACGAGAUAGAGACCGAGAAAAGGUAAUGACACAAAAUGCAACAUGCGUUUAAAAUAUGACCAGCAAACCGGAACCAGCAGACAAAUUGGGAAGGAACAUGAAAGCGCUGCCAGCGAACUGCCAAAAACUGGCCGACGGGAUCCAGCAAUCGUGGAACCGAGCGAUCCCUGAGAAUGACUAUAUUCAGCUCGGUACGUUUCGGUACGGCGUGCGGCUUUCGAACACCGGCCUGCUGGAGGAUGCGAUGACUACUGAUCGUGGUGGAAAGGCUGUAAGCGAUCACCAACAUCAUCAUCAUCGCAGUAGUUCACGUGGAUCGAGUAAUGGUGCCCCGUAUGAUCACUUCUCGAACGGUAGCGACGGAGGCGGUGGCAGUCGCGCCGGAAGUAUACCUUGCAGUACGGGCAGUGGCAGUAGCGAGCAACCGGCGGCCAAUUGUUGCUGCAUCCGAGCAUCGAGCAACGAUCCUAGCAGCAACGUGGAGAUACCACCGUGGACCAACAGCUACGGAACGCGUACCAAGCUACCCUUACCGGCCACCGGCAACGGUGCCGGAUCCUUGAAUGCUAAGAAUAGAAAAUCAUCUCCCUCUGCAUCGACAGCUUCGACGGUGGCGGGUGGAUGGGGUGGUCUAGCAUCACCAGCCACCUCACCCGCCCAUCACCAGCAUCAGUACCAGCAGCAGCAGCAGCAACAGUCGAGGCAUCUGCAUCUGGCGCCCAACCGAACCACCAACGGUCACGCUCUCAGCAGUCCGUCGACGCAAUCGUACGGCCACGGAAGUGAGGACGGUCCCAGUCUCGGCUACAGCAACGGUCACACCAACAACAACACCAACAACGGUAGCCAGCUUCAUCAUCAUCACAACAACAACAACAAAAACAACAACGGCUAUCACAACAACAGGAACGGUGCGGAAGCGAACGAGGAGCCAGAUCAGCAGCAGCAGCAGCAGCAGCAAGAGACGAGCCAGACCGGUGAAAGUACCUCGCCCAGGUGCUCGGCGGUGGUGUGCUGCUACGGCAACAGCUUCGGUACCGGUACGAUCACCGGCAGUGGUCGGAAGAAACGGCCAACGAACAACAAGGAACACGAACCGCAAACCGUUUCACCUGGCGCCCCACACCAGCAUCAUCCCCGUGAUAUCCAGCGGCUCCGUGAGCAUCGGGAUGCUGGAGUCACCGUCACGGGCGGUGGCGCCGAUCGACGCGCGUUGCAUCGUGGUAGUGAUCGCGGCGGGACGACGCAACUAGUACGUGGAAACGCGAGUGUCCAGCAGCUGCUCUACGCCAACGGUUUCACCGCGGAUGCGGCCAUCGGUGGUACCGAUGCUGGUGGUACGUACGAAGAUGAUGGCGGUAGAUCAAGUGGCAGCUUCUAUCGGUUCGCUGAUGGUGAUUUAAAUUUAAAUCCGAGAAACGCACCACAACAGCAGCAACACCAGCAACAACAACAGCAAGUGCUUCAACGUUGGCAGAGCGCACCUUCUGCGAAUGCGGGUGUGACGGCGGCUGUGGUGACCGAUAGGCGCGAGCUGAACAUAAAUAAUUUCGAGAAAAAGCAAGUGGCGUCCACUGAGCCCCACUACGGACAGAGUUUUGUGGCAAGUGGCGGUGGCAGGCACGCUGUUGAACCGAACCGAUCCGCAUCACCGAACGGUAGCAGUCCUGCCGGUCCGGACUGGUCGGUCGUCGGUGGUCGCGGCCGCACUCUGCAGCCACCAUCAUCGUUACCGGUGAAAUCGUACAGCUUCCAUCGGGAUCGGGACCGAACGGCUGGUGGCGGUGCGGCUGGUCAGCUGUUUGACCGUUGUUCACCCCUGUUCGAACCCCUGCCGUUGACCACCGGUAGAAAUAGAUCGUUUCGUAACGCGCAGCACACGCCGGUGGUGAGACGCUCAUCGGCCACCGUACGCCACGGUACCGUGCCCGAUGAACCGCGAUCACCCGGUACGGAUUUCGGUACGGCGAGUGGUCUCGCGUUUUCGCGAACAGUCCGUCAGUCGCCACCAGGAUGCGGUGCUGAGUCAGAGUACCCUUCUUCACCUGUUCCUACUGCCCCUACGUCUCCGUACGGCCGAGUGAACACGCUAUUGACGCGCAAAUCCUCGCUACCGGUGCUCAGUAGUGAACGUAACAGCAGCUACUACCAUCAGCAGCAUCACCAACAGCAGCAGCAACAGUAUCCGGUGAUCAGUAGUAGCCGGGCAUCGAUCGACGAGUGCUAUCCGUUCGACAAGUCCACCUGCCAACCGGAGUGUAUACUGACGCCCCGGUCACACCGCAAACAACCGUGCAGUGAUGCGCUGAACGAGAUACGGCUGCAAUCACUGAACAAAUACUGCAACCAGUUGCUGUUGGCCGGCCAACAGCAGCAGCAGCAGCAGCAGCAGCAACCUUUCGUUGCCAGUCCCCGGCCCGGCCGUCGGGGUCCAUCGACUUCGCGGCGUCGUCCUCACCUCGAUGAGCUGGAGGACGAGCUCGGUUUCAUUGACUCGUCCGAUCUGUCAUCGGCUGGCGAUGAGCAGAGUGGCGGUCAUAACGGUUUGAUUGCCAUUACUACAGUAGCGGCGGCGGCGGCAUCCGCUGGUGAUGGUGAUGUUACCGGUGCGAGUCAGCACCAGCACUACGGUCGAAACAUUUACAACGAUUCGUCCUCGGACGAGCUGAGCAGUGUGUGUAGUGGUGUCGAGCAGCUCACGCGUGCCUGUGCCAGUGUAGUAGUAGGUUCACCGAUCGCUGCCAAUACUACUAACAGCAGCGGCGUCGGUGGCGGCGCGCCUCCAUCAGCCAACGGUCAUCAAGCGUAUAACGCAGGUAACGCUAGUAACGGUAGCCUACUACGAUCGUUUGGUCGUCGUACGAGUGGUACACUCGGUAGUGAACAGAACAGCAGUACAAGUGAUAGCAACAACAACAACAACAAACGACGUCAUCGGUUUGCAGACGACGACGUCGGCGACGUCGGUGGUACCAAGCACACCAACACAGCGGCCACGUUAGCGACGCCGGCGACGGCAGCAGCGGCUGCUAAUAAUAGCAGCGCCACCGUAGUGAACGGCACGGUAGGUGUCAGUGUAUCAGUCGCCACCGAUGUCACUGGUGUCUCUGGUGGCAGCAUACCUCACUCCAUGCUGCACCAGCAGCAGCCGCAGCGGGCGCCUCGACAGGCGACAAAUCGAUAA
Molecule: messenger RNA, 3357 nt
Organism: Anopheles darlingi
Lineage: Eukaryota; Metazoa; Arthropoda; Insecta; Diptera; Culicidae
Product: transcription factor mef2A-like
Exons: 9
Coding region: 229-3357 (1042 amino acids)
Source: RefSeq, a predicted model, not a curated record